This is a messenger RNA of Amoebophrya sp. A25, 3312 nucleotides long. NCBI's taxonomy places the organism in Eukaryota, Dinophyceae, Syndiniales, Amoebophryaceae. The record is from the annotation of a GenBank genome assembly.
AUGGUAUCUCCUGCAGUCUCUUCGACCCGUCGGGUCCAUGCUGUGGACAAAGCGGCUUUGAGGGCUUCGAUGAAACAGUCCCUACUGAAGGCUCAGAAAAACGAUGGAGGGUUUGGAGCUGUGCCGAGGACUGAGCUUCCCUCUGUGUUGGAAGUAACGAAGUUAUGUUGAGGUGGAGAGUUUUCGCUUUAGUUCUACUGGUUACCAAGAAAAUGGUUUAACUGUCACCAGAGGUAGUACCACACUUACCUGGUACUUCUAUGAAUAAUUGACCAGUACUUCUUUGUUUGACCAGUGGUACUUCUAUUAAUAUUAGACUAGUACAUAGAUCCACAGCCACACUUUUCUUCUAACCUCCACAACCGGAGGAGAGCGUCUUUCCGAAUGUUCUGAGAUGGUGACACCUAUGGAGACGGCUGGACGGCCUCUGAUACCGCCAACAGACGAAGAUAUGUUUUUCACCCCUGCAGGCGUCGAGGAGGGGUGGAGAGCGGAAGAAGUAGUGAAAGAAAACGAAGAUGCCGAGAAGACUCCAGUAAGUUCUAGUAGUACUCGUGAGGUGUCAUCAAGCUCCAGUUCUAGGGUGUCGCGACUCGAUGAUGUGGCGGCAACAAGUGCUGACGAUGAAGAUGUGACCACGUUGUAUUCUUCGAAUUAUUGGAGGAACAGUGACAGUAAUGAUAACGAAGGUCUAGGGGACAACAAGAAUAAAGACGUGAAAAAAACUACAGCGACGUCAUCUUCAACGUCUGCUCUCGUUUCUCGAGAAGCAAGUACGAAAAGCGGUUCAGUCGUGGCAACAGCAGGCGAGAGCAGCUCCAAGAAGCCAGAUGUGGUGAUCUCGGUGAGCCAACUGACUUUAGAGCAGAUAGGACAACACAAAAAGCAUGGAACAGUUUUGUUCAAAGAACAAAAAUACAGCCAGUCGAUCGACGAAUAUUCAAAGGGUGUCACUCUUUGCGAAUCCGUUGUCAGAGAUAUGGCCGCAAGGAUGAUAUCAUCCUCACAACAUCAACAUGCUCGUUCACUAGGACGUUUCAUUGACCUUAAUGGGCUUAGGCACUACUAGACUCUUUGUGUUGAUCUCAUCUUCUACGUCUUCUUUGAGGAAGAUUCGAACCUGUGGUGCCUUGUUAUUCUCACCCUUCACAAACAACCACACCGACAAAGAGGACCAAGAGGCCAAAGACGACAGCUCGAAGACUGUGAACCUCGUAGAUAUCAAGGAAAAAUUGGCAGCAAUGUUGGGGAACCGCGCAUUGUGCUACUUACAACUGGAGAAGCCGAAGGAGGCAUUUGCGGAUUGUGAGCAGUGCCUGAGCCUUUUCCCACUCACAAACGAUUGUUCUAGCAGCUCUUGUAAGUAUGCCUAUCGGCGUUCCGUAGCAGGAGAGAAAAUGAAGUUGGAUGGACCCGAGAAAACAGAUUGCCUCACAGCAUUGUUUCACGCAGCGGAAAGAUUGAAGGUAUAAAAAAAUCGGAUUUCUUGUUGGAUGGGAUGCAAGUGAUGAAUUAGGAAUGUAGGUAAAAGAACUAGAUGAGAGUCAGAGCUUAGGUAUUACGAGUUGAUGUACUAGCUGAACAAGAUCAUAGUAUUUCCAUUUCCUUCUUCAUCCGCAGCUCCUGCUCCUGCCCUCAUCAUACUAGGUACUCUCCAUGGACAAAGAGGCAGAAGCAGCAUUGGGUUUGUAUUUUCGUUGGUCUCGACAAGUAUCUGCAGACGCGCUAGUCCAGCUGGCUCGUAGCAGUGGCUUUGAUGUCGAUGAAGAAAGCGUGAAGAGACUCGAAGGCGAGUCUUCGUCAACGGCUUUGGCUGUAGCCAGUGGUUCAGACAAUGGUUCGGGUUUACAGGGUCCAUCUGCACAAAAAGGUCCACUGCAUGAGCCGAUUCCAGCUGAGAGUGAUUAUUUCAAGGCUGGAGGUGGUGAAGCUGCGGAAAGGUUCUUGGAUAUGACCGCUGAAAAUUUGAGAGAACGCGGAAUCGUGGGACCGGAAGAACGAGAUGAUUAGGUGCUGUUGAUAGUUUUCAUUGGUCUUAGUUAGAGUGGACAUCGAGACUUGUUCACCGCGAAAAUUUGGAUCUAUUGAGAGCAAAUUGUCGUAUAGAAAUAGAGACACCUGUACUCAACUAAUUUAUGAGUAAAUAUAUGCUAGUAAUAUGACUAAAUCUAAAGUCUCUACUCGUCAGCUAAUAUGCCAGUAAAAGAUCAUAGAUUCACAUUCGGGUACUGGAUGAAAUCCAAAUCUUCUUCAACGUCUUCUAAUCUUAAGCGGAGCUGCCACCGCACUUGCGGUCUCGGAUCGAUCUGCAGGCAAUGCGAGAGCGUUUGGAGAAGAUUGCCGCCGAGACUGAAACCGCAGUUGAGAAAAUCCUCGCUGAAAACGAAGCAAAUACAAGUUCCACUACUUCUAGUGGAGGAGCCUUUGAUCCGCCAAGCAGAGUCAGUACAACAAUAGACAAGGAGAUGAGCAAACCUUGUUCUACAACUUCUGUUGUCAAGACCACAGCUGCUUCAACAUCAGUACAACAAACAUCUUCUUCAUCCACAUCCACUACUAGAAGAAAGAUUGGUCAGUUUGUUCCUGUCUUGCCCGUAGAGGAUUCCGACUCCGACGAAGAGGAAGAGGAAGAUGUGAAGGAGGAUGAAGGACUAGAGAAAUUGCCGGAGGAGGAAAGGAAAAAACUCGAAGUUUUCCAGGAGUUUAUGCGGCGAAAGGAGCAGCGGCAAGCACUCAUGAAUCGGUGGCGCGAUCAUACGGACUAUUCUCAGGGAGCUAUUGAAUCGAGGACAGAGUAUUCGUAGCAAAUCAUACAGACUAUUCUCAGGGAGCUCGUGAAUCGAGAGCAGGGUAUUCGUAGCAGAUCAUACAGACUAUUCUCAGGGAGCUCGUGAAUCGAGAGCUGCAGAGUAUUCGUAGCUUAGGUAGUUGUAGCGUUCGAGGACGAAGAGCUUUCAUGCUAGUAAGAAACAAGUUCUUUCAACAAUAUGAGGUUUCAACAUCAUGAACUAGGCCGUAAUGUUGUUUUCAAUUCCGACCAUCAUGUUGUCCAGCAAGCGUUUUUUCUUCUCGAUGAAGGUCUUCAAUUUUACUAUUUCUUGGUAAAAAAACCUGAACAGAUUAACAGAAUUGCACAUGCUUGCAGGCGUGGUGUUUUUUGAAUAUGUGAGCAUGGAAGUGGUGGCCAUUUUCACAAGAUAACAUGAACAUAAAAACUCUGAUAUUAAUAGUGUGGUUCGUCAUCGUCUUCGUCUAGUAAAAACUAUGUCAAAAUCAAAAAAGUCUUAUAAUUUUAUGUUGAAAGUGCCGUAU